Panthera uncia (snow leopard) is the source of this 5846-nucleotide messenger RNA. It is a transcript of the gene HIC2, whose product is annotated as HIC ZBTB transcriptional repressor 2. Bases 159 to 2009 code for a protein of 616 amino acids. NCBI's taxonomy places the organism in Eukaryota, Metazoa, Chordata, Mammalia, Carnivora, Felidae. The record is from RefSeq and is a predicted model, not a curated record. The transcript is spliced from 3 exons. Gene Ontology annotation, biological process: regulation of transcription by RNA polymerase II. Gene Ontology annotation, cellular component: nucleus. Gene Ontology annotation, molecular function: RNA polymerase II cis-regulatory region sequence-specific DNA binding; DNA-binding transcription factor activity, RNA polymerase II-specific; protein binding.
GCGGCGCAAGCCGGGCGCCGAGGACAAGGGGCCGCGGGCAGGGCCGGCCGGCCGGCGGGCGGAGCGCCGCCGCCGACGCACACGAGGUGACCAGGCAUUGAUGCACCCCCAGGGAGGCCACGCGCUCAAGGAGGCCACCCCCGCUGGCUGCUGCUCACAUGGUUUCUGGGCCCCUGGCACUACGGUGGUACGCGUGGGCAGGGCGAGGGGACAUGGGGCCCGACAUGGAGCUGCCCAGCCACUCCAAGCAGCUCUUGUUGCAGCUGAACCAGCAGAGGACAAAGGGCUUUCUGUGUGAUGUCAUCAUCAUGGUGGAGAACUCCAUCUUUCGGGCCCACAAGAAUGUUCUGGCUGCCAGCAGCAUCUACUUCAAGUCCCUAGUCCUGCACGAUAACCUCAUCAACCUGGACACGGACAUGGUCAGCUCCACGGUGUUCCAGCAGAUCCUGGACUUCAUCUACACGGGCAAGCUGCUGCCCAGCGACCAGCCAGCUGAGCCCAAUUUCAGCACUCUCCUCACUGCCGCCAGCUACCUCCAGCUGCCCGAGUUGGCAGCCCUCUGCCGUCGUAAACUCAAGCGAGCCGGCAAGCCCUUUGGCUCCGGACGGGUGAGUGCCACCGGCAUGGGGAGGCCUCCCCGCAGCCAGCGGCUGUCCACAGCCUCUGUCAUCCAGGCACGGUAUCCGGGGCUCAUGGACGGACGCAAGGGGGCCCACACCCCCCAGGAGCUCCCCCAGGCCAAAGGCUCAGAUGACGAGCUCUUCCUCGGAGGCUCAAGCCAGGAAGGCGUGCAUGGCCUGAGCCGGGCCGUCUGUCCCGCCAGUGGGGAGGCUGGCCUGGGCAGCUGCAGCACCAAUGGGAGCAGUGGGGGCUGCGAGCAGGAGCUGGGCCUGGACCUGUCCAAGAAGAGCCCUCCCCUGCCCCCUGCCACCCCCGGUCCCCCCCUGACCCCGGAAGACCCUGCCCAGCUGAGUGACAGUCAGCACGGCUCGCCCCUCUCAGCCUCUGCCCCUCCUGUUGCCAACAGUGCCUCUUAUGCUGAGCUGGGGGGCACCCCCAAUGAGCCCAUGGAUCUGGAGGGGUCUGAGGAUAACCACCUGAGUCUGCUGGAGGGGCCUGGUGGGCAGCCCCGGAAGAGCCUGCGGCACUCAGCCCGCAAGAAGGAAUGGAGCAAGAAGGAGCCUAUGGUUGGGUCCCCCUUUGAGCGGAGGGAAGCAGGGCCCAAGGGCCCUUGCCCGGGGGAAGAGGGCGAGGGGCUAGGGGACAGGGUUCCCAAUGGCAUCCUGGCCAGCACCGUUGCGGGGGGUGGCCCCAGUGGGCCUUACACGGAGCCCCCGUACUCCUGCAAGGAGGAGGAGGAGAAUGGCAAGGAUGGAAGUGAGGACAGCGGGCAGAGUGGGAGCGAGGGGGGCAGCGGCCACGCCGGUACCCACUACAUGUACCGGCAGGAGGGCUAUGAGACGGUGUCCUAUGGGGACAACCUGUAUGUGUGCAUCCCCUGCGCCAAAGGCUUCCCCAGCUCUGAGCAGCUCAAUGCCCACGUGGAGACACACACAGAGGAGGAGCUGUUCAUCAAGGAGGAGGGUGCUUACGAGACAGGCAGCGGGGGCGCCGAGGAGGAGGCUGAGGACCUGUCGGCACCCAGCGCGGCCUAUGCUGCUGAGCCCCGGCCCUUCAAGUGCUCCGUCUGCGAGAAGACCUACAAGGACCCUGCCACGUUGCGGCAGCACGAGAAGACACACUGGCUGACUCGGCCCUUCCCCUGCAACAUCUGCGGCAAAAUGUUCACCCAGCGCGGCACCAUGACACGUCACAUGCGGAGCCACCUGGGCCUGAAGCCCUUUGCCUGCGAUGAGUGUGGCAUGCGCUUCACCCGCCAGUACCGCCUCACUGAGCACAUGCGCGUGCACUCGGGCGAGAAGCCCUAUGAGUGCCAGCUCUGCGGAGGCAAGUUCACCCAGCAGCGCAACCUCAUCAGCCACUUGCGCAUGCAUACUUCCCCCUCCUAGCUCCUAGAAGCCAAAGACCCUUCUCCCCGGCCCAAGGGUGCCCUCUGCAGACUCGCCCUCGGGAGCCAACGGAAGGAAGAAAGAAGCACGGAGGCCAGGCGGGAGGGGCCAGGACCCCCAGGUCCCACAGGGGUAGCUCCUGGUGGCACCUCCAGCCAGCCCCCCCACACCCAGAGCUUUAAUGGACAGUCUGUACCAAGGGAAGAGAGAGGAGAGAAGCCGAUGGGCCCAAGCUCCGCAUGUGCAUUGCUGGUGUGCAGUCUACCUCCCGAUUCCGCCCAGGCCUCUGGCUCCCCGAGACGGCCACUGCGGGGCCCAUGGGAGUGGGUCAUGGGGGUCUUGCUGGCAUCUGGCCCCUUUCCCGCAGGCUGGGUCAGAGCAGGGGGCAGUGGGGGCCUCCCUCUGCUGGGGAGGAGCAGGGCUGCCCCGUGGCCAGGGGCGGUGUCUGUGUGCAUGCACGAGUGCUUGUCUGUGUGCGGGCCACCCUGGCUCUUCGGGGAAUGGUGCUGGAGGGGAGGGGACAGAGCCCUCCUUCCUGGAGCCAGGGGUCACUGCUCACUGGCGCUGGGACAGUCAGGGGGCCCCCCACCGCCUACCUCUCCACAGCUAAAGAGCCCUCUGGGCCUAGGUUGCUGUUAUUCCUACUGAUCUGUUCCUUUUUUCUUUUUGAAUUUUGUUUUUUAAACCAAAACUAACAAGAGUUUAUUUUCCUCCCGGCCCCUCGGGGCUGAGCCUGGGUCUGCAGACUGAAUGUACAGGGGCAGCUGUCCUCCUGCCCCCGCCCCAGCUGAGGGGCGCCCACCCCUCCAGGCCCCAGAAGCCCUUCUAGGCCAAAGGCUUCCCUGGGCCCCGAGCCCCGCCUCGGCUGCCUCAGGAGAGAGAGUGAUUUACCUAUAGUUUCCGAGGAAUAUUCUUUGUUUAGAGGUACUUCUUUUUUAUUAAGAGAAAAACCAGUGUAAUGUUUAUGUGAAUGUUUGAACUGGAAGGUCUGGGACUUGUGGGGGGAGGGGGGAGGCUGGACUCAAUGCCAGAGCCGUCGGUACUCUUCUUUUUCAUUUUCUGUGUGUGUGUGUGUGUGUGUGUGUGUGUGUGUGUGUGUGUGUGUGUGUGUGUGUGUGUGUGUGUGUGUGUGUGUGUGUGUGUGUGUGUGUGUGUGUGUGUGUGUGUGUGUGUGUGUGUGUGUGUGUGUGUGUGUGUGUGUGUAUGUAGUGUGCUCGGUGCGUGUGGACAGAUAAUUGCGCUUUCCUUCCUUCCUUCCCAAUCAAGGUGGAGAGACUUCUGACCUUUUGCUACCUCUUGAAUUCAUGAGAACAGUACGUUGGUGACUGGCAGUUGAGGCCGUGACACUUGUUUUCCUCCUGUUAGUGUGCAUAGGAAGACGCGCGUUUGAGUGAGCCAGGCUCUGCCUGGCCCAGGUGGCCCUACUGGGCCCUCCACCCCCAGUGCUCUUAGAGGGGAGCUCCUGCAGCAGCUGAGUCAGCUCGCAUGUGUCUUUACCCCCAGAGCAUGCGGCUAGCUGUGUCCACCCUGUGGGUGUUCUGAGUCCGUUGUGAAGCGUCAGGGAGCCUGCGUGUGUGCCUCUGAUCUGGGGCUGGGUGAGGCAGGUGAGUGCUCCAGCCCCAUGGGAGAUCGGGGCCUGGAGCCAGCUCCCUGCAGUUCCCUGCCAGGGCCAGGAUGAGGUGGAAGUGAGCCCCCCCCUCCAUCCUGUCUCCUGGGCCUGCAAGAGCUGGGACUUGGGAGAGCAGCAACCCCUCCCAGCCAGUGCAGAGGCUUAGGGAGGCACUGGCCAAAGUGAUGUAUAUACCCUCCUGGGGGACAGGGAGAGGGGACCUACCCUGCUUUGGCACCUUCUCUGAGCAGUCCUGGCUGCUCUGGCAAGAGGCUGGCUGCCACCCAUUGGCUCAGCUCUGUCUGGAGUCCCACCCUUUACCCCUCAACCCUCACCUUGGGGUUUCUCUACCAGCCACAGGACCCCUCCAUGGGCUGGGAGUCGGGCUCACAAGGCCAGACCAAGGUCGCCGUGGUUGGUCCCACUGUCCUCAGCUGACUGGAGCCACAGGAUUAGGCCAGCAGCUUUAUCUUCAUUUUGCUUCAUGCUUUUCUUUUUUUUUCCUUUCUACUUUACGUUCAGACCAAAAAAUUCCAGAGUCAUCCUCCACCCUCACCCCUCCAGAGACCCUCCAGCUGAAAACAGCCUGAGUUCAGGGACCCGAAUGGUGAAGGGUGUGUUUUGCAAGUGAGGGCUUCUGGCUGAGCCCAUCUCAAGGCACCCCCAGCCCCAAGCUGGAUCUUCUUCCCUAUGGGUGGGAAACAGAGCACUAGACCUAGGGUCUUGUGAUCCCACAAGUCAGGUGAGGAGGCACGGUGCUUUCCAGGCCCCUCUGCCCUCCCGACCCCACCCCACUCCGUCAGCACUUAAGCCACACGACACAAAGUCUGUACCACACGGGAAUUUUAUGUGCGCCUGGCCUGUGUGUGGCCUCUCGGGCCGUGGGCAGCCGCAUCCAUGAGGUGACCCGUGAGAGUAGGUAAUUCAUUUGCAGAGCUUCAGGGACUGGGCGCAAAGGCCCCUCACUCAACGACGUUCGUGCGACAUAGUAUUGUACCCACCUGAGUAUUGUAUCGAGCCUUUUCUGUAUUUUAACAAGAAAGCAAAACACUAGUUUCCUAUUUAAGAUUUUAAGGGUUUGUGGGGUGGGGUGGGACUAACACAACACUUGGUUUUGUUUUCUUUUUCCUUUGAUUUCAUGUGGAGUGUGUGCUUGCGAAUGUGUGCGUGGAAAUGUGUUAAGAGCCUCACAAGGAAAUUAGGCCGUUGGAGGCCAAGGGCGGCUUACAGUUCUCUGCUUUAGUCACUUAAUUCCUGAAUGUUUCGGAGAAACAGGAAACAGAAAAUAGCAGAUGUCAUGUAGGAAAGAGAGGAUAAACAAACAAACAAACAAAAAAAAAAAAAAAAAGCUCAUACCCAAAUUCACAAAACCUAUUUUUUAAACCAAAGCACAUUUUGAAUGAGUAUGGAACCUCAAUGGGCUCAGAAAAAAAAAAAAGAUACUAAUAUAUUUAUCUCAUUGUUUACAUAAACUUUUACAGUUUCAGACCUCAGCAGCUGUAAGGCCAGUCCCAGUGAAUCCCCACCUUCUGCUGGAGGCCCUUCUGAGUUGGCUCACGGGCAGAGGGGCAGGCCUGGAGGCCCCCCAGAUUCACCUGAGCCCUCCUUCCCAGCCUGAGGCCUCUCAAAGCCCAGCUGGCACCAAAGAGCUUGGGCCGAUGCUGACUGCCCCCCAGGCCUCCUGGCCAGACCUCAGAGGUCCUGGCUAGCUGGCACAGCAGGGGGUGGCCGUCAACUCUGGCCACAGGACCCGAGUCUGGGCUUGGGCCCCAGGAUGGAGGGUCCCCCACUCUGCCCGUGACCCUCGUGGUGGGUUGAUGUGAGGGUCCCUCUCAAGCCAAAAAGCCGGGAUCUUUGCACAGCUCCGUUAACUCCAGUGGGUCCCCACCCCCAGGGGACACUCCCACCCCCGGCAGUUGGGGGGGUGCUUCCUGGGCUGGUCCUUACCAACACAGACGGUGCAAACACUCUGAACAGUGUUGUUUUUGUAUCAAUAUGUUUGUGCAGUGAUGAAUGUAUUUAUUUCUCAGACUUGGGGCGAGUGAGCGGCCGGCUCCGCCACCGCUCGCUCCCACCAGACCGAGCCAUCGCAAGGGCUCCUCCAGGAUUGCAAAAAAGGUAAAAAAGAGAAGAUGAACCUUUAAGCAAAGAAGAAUCUCAGAGACUCGCAGCAUAGCCAUACACCUCAGCCUGUGAAAUGAACAAUUCGGACCCAGACUGACUUGGAA